AUGGCGGGAUCCUUCCUUCCAGCAGCAGCAGGUCGAAAGUCUGGGGCGGCCGAUGAGAGCCCCAGCCCAGGGGAUCCAUGCGUUCAUGUCUUGAUACAGGCUGAUGGACCAGCUUGUGGUGCUGUCUUUCCAUCACGGAGUGGCAGAUGGAAACGUUACACUAUAAAUCCACUGGGAUACAAGUGGGAUCAUCUGAACCUGACAUACAGGAUUGUCCAGUAUCCCAAUACUUUAAACAAAGGUGACACAGAUAAAGCAUUAGAGAUUGCCUUCAGCAUGUGGAGUGAGGUUUCCCCUCUAACCUUUCAACGUGUGCUCCCUAAACACAAGUCGGACCUAAGCAUUGGCUUUUAUUCCUAUAAUCACAGUGACUGUUGGGAAUCCCCAUUGCACCCCUGCUUCGAUGGUCUGAAUGGAGAACUAGCUCAUGCUUUUUUGCCACCAAGAGGAGAGAUUCAUUUUGACAACCACGAGUUCUGGAUACUUGGACCUUCACGAUUCAGCUGGAAGCAGGGCGUGUGGUAUAAUGAUCUGGUCCAGGUGGCAGCGCAUGAGAUUGGUCAUGCUCUUGGCUUAUGGCACUCUAGUGAUGUCUAUGCACUGAUGCAUCCUAAUGCUACAUACACGCGGACCCGGCACUUGGCACAAGAUGAUAUUUUGGCAAUACAGCAUCUCUAUGGCUGCCCAGCUUCAGGAUCCAGCUGUGAGACACUGAAAGACCAGCAAAGUUGUGCUUUACAGAGUCCAUGUUACCAAAAGUGUAGCAGCUGUAAGAAGGUGUCUGAAAAAGGUCCCAAAUCAUACAAAGUCAAGGUGAAGACAUUUUAUGCUUCCAAGGGUGAGACUGUCACACUCAACUGUACCCACAGUGCAUCACAACUGCGCCAGAGAGUCAGUUGGUACAAGGAUGGCAGCCGUCUAAAUCUGUCAGCUCCAGAAGUCGCUAAGAAGUCAUCAAGUAGUUUAAUUAUCCAAGCACAAGUAUUUACCCAAGGACGUUACACAUGUGUAAUACGCCAUGGAAUUGUGACCCUUGGAGGAAGGUCAUGGAAUCUCCGUGUUAUCUAGUAUUUCCAAAAUCCCACCAUGAAGAUCAUAAGGGUACAUUCACAUGAUGUGUGGCGGCUUUUUAACGGC
This is a messenger RNA of Bufo bufo (common toad), 1137 nucleotides long. RefSeq names its product matrix metalloproteinase-23-like. Gene Ontology annotation, molecular function: zinc ion binding; metalloendopeptidase activity. Bases 1 to 1068 code for a protein of 355 amino acids. Lineage: Eukaryota; Metazoa; Chordata; Amphibia; Anura; Bufonidae. The record is from RefSeq and is a predicted model, not a curated record. Gene Ontology annotation, biological process: proteolysis; extracellular matrix organization; collagen catabolic process. The transcript is spliced from 8 exons. Gene Ontology annotation, cellular component: extracellular matrix.